Molecule: messenger RNA, 519 nt
Organism: Zea mays
Lineage: Eukaryota; Viridiplantae; Streptophyta; Magnoliopsida; Poales; Poaceae
Product: mitogen-activated protein kinase 8
Exons: 6
Coding region: 1-519 (172 amino acids)
Biological process (GO): protein phosphorylation
Molecular function (GO): ATP binding; protein kinase activity
Source: RefSeq, a predicted model, not a curated record
AUGUCGAGAACACUGCCUGUUCUGAUUGCUUCUCAUGCUGCUGAAUCAUGUGAUCAAGUGAAGGCCAUCAUCAACUGUUUCUUCCUCUAUCUAUUCAUCAUCAAUAAUUUUGUUGAGUGGUGGGUUUUGGCAGGCUGUUUUCUUGGAGCUAUGUAUGAGCAGAGUUGCAAUUUUGACACCACUAAACCUUCAGGUAUAUAUUCACCGGCUAUCGAUAUGUGGAGCAUCGGUUGCAUUUUUGCGGAGAUUUUGACUGGGAAGCCUUUAUUCCCUGGUAAAAAUGUGGUUCACCAGUUGGAUUUGAUGACUGAUCUCCUGGGUACACCAUCAACAGAUACUAUUUCACAGAUUCGGAAUGAGAAGACAAGGAGGUAUCUAAGCAGCAUGAGGAGGAAACAACCAAUACCCUUCUCAGAGAAGUUCCCCAAUGCAGAUCAUUCGGCGCUCAAGCUCUUACAAAGGCUUCUUGCAUUUGAUCCUAAGGAUCGACCAACAGCAGAAGAGGUAGGCUUUUCGUGA